Molecule: messenger RNA, 529 nt
Organism: Arachis duranensis
Lineage: Eukaryota; Viridiplantae; Streptophyta; Magnoliopsida; Fabales; Fabaceae
Exons: 2
Coding region: 180-377 (65 amino acids)
Source: RefSeq, a predicted model, not a curated record
CGCAGGAGAGGCGAGUCCCGGAAAGGGAAAGACAGAUGACGUCAGUGCCGAAGGGUAGAAUGAAAUUUGACGAUCUUUCUUAGUAGGCAGAGUUGAAGGGAACGGAAGGAUAGCAAUUCCCAAAAGUGAGAAGAAGGUGCGAGUGAAUCGAAGCUCAGAGAAAGGAGAAAGAAGAAAGGAUGGUGAAAGUGGCCACGUAUUUUGCUAUGACUCUUGGAGCAUUCAUCUUCUGGCAGUCCAUGGACAGAGUCCAUGUCUGGAUCGCACUUCAUCAGGACGAAAAGAAGGAAAGGCAGGAGAAGGAAGCUGAGAUCAGAAGAGUCAGAGAAGAAUUGUUGCGCCAGCAGCAGCUCCAGAACACUCAAAAGGAUUCUUGAUUCCCAAAAUCUUGUAAUUCUUUUCCUGCCCGUUCCCGUUACCCUUAUGUUCCCCCCAAAUAAUGAUCACAUUUUUCAUAUGAACUAAUUCUGCGAUAUUCUGCUUGCCGGUGGCAAUUGUUAUAUUAUAAACCUUUGUUUUUUUGUUGAAA